AUGAGUCUACCAUCACAAACCACAAGCCUCAGUCGAAAACGAUCCUACGCAUAUCCACCAGCACGCGGCAUCAGGAGAGCUUGGGCAUGGAUUCCAGACUCGUGGGCUGCUCGCUCCUUCCUGCUCAUCACACUUGCAGAGGCCUCCAUCAACAUCGCCAUCGAAAGCGUCCUCUUUGCUCGAUACCAAUUCCACCGCAAGACACAUCCAUCCCCCGAUGACGACUCCAAGUCGAGAGCGCUCCCCGUCUUUGUCAUCGUCUUCUCCCUCGCACACGUCUAUCAAUUCUUCCUCGCCGUGGAUGCGGUGAUCAACAGGAAUACCAUUCUCGUCAUCGGCGCCAUCAUCUUCAACGCCUGCUUCCUCGUCUACUCGCUCAUCCAAAUUUCGGAAAUUCGGACAGUGCUCGGCGAUGGUGUAGCCGAAGGCUCGUCCCAAACGGUGCCGGUGCAAGUGCUAACGGGCGCCAUCCCCAUCGUCAUUGCGCUCGCCGAGAUUUCGUUCAUUCUUCUCGGCUGGAAGCUGUGGAAGGAGUUCGGCUGGCAGAUCUACAAAAAGAUCGGCGCGGAUCGAAGUCUCAAGCGCGUCUAUCUGCACUAUCAGAUCUACGUCGCCUUGCUCAAGUUUGACUUUUUCAUCUUCAUCGCUUACUGUAUCCAGCUGGUUCUGGCAGUCAAGCAGAUUGGCUCAGCGGAGCGAUGGAUCACCAUCAUCUCGGGACCCUUUUCGCUGCUCAUCCUCGUCUUUGCAUGGCUCUCGGUUCGAAAGGAAUUCAAGGUGGGCAUGCUGCUCUUCCUGGUCGGAUUGACAGGAGCCAUGGUCUACUUUGUCUACAAGGUCUUCCGCAUCUGGCAGCUCAAGGAGACGUUGUACAAGGAGGUGUACAAGAGUUUGACCGUUUUCUCGACGCUGUCGAUGCUGCUGCUGCUCAUUACGGCGGUCAUGACGAUUCAAUGCAUCCUCAACUUUGGACGAGGACUCAAGAACGCCAUUUCACGCUCGCCAAAGGAUCGCGCUGCCGCGGCAGCAGGGGCCGACAACGGCUACCUGUACGGAUACGACGGCAAAGCGUUGAAUGCGUAUGGCGACGGCAGCACAAGCGUUCUUCAUCUUCAGCCAAGAUUAAGCUUGGACUGA
This is a messenger RNA of Kalmanozyma brasiliensis GHG001, 1137 nucleotides long. RefSeq lists its product as uncharacterized. Bases 1 to 1137 code for a protein of 378 amino acids. Gene Ontology annotation, cellular component: Golgi apparatus. The record is from RefSeq and is a predicted model, not a curated record. The transcript has a single exon. Lineage: Eukaryota; Fungi; Basidiomycota; Ustilaginomycetes; Ustilaginales.